Molecule: messenger RNA, 11948 nt
Organism: Cherax quadricarinatus
Lineage: Eukaryota; Metazoa; Arthropoda; Malacostraca; Decapoda; Parastacidae
Source: RefSeq, a predicted model, not a curated record
UCAGGUGACAUUCAGCUGACAGAAGUAGCAGACGCUGCUUGACUGGUGUGUCAGGUGACAUCCAGGAACAAAAUAUCUCCAGGAACAGAGAGAAGGAUCUCUAGGAGCACAGGAUCUCCUGGAGCACAGGAUCUCUUAGAGGGAAAGAUCUGCAUGUGCAGAGGAAAGAUCUCUGGAAGCAGAGGAAGGAUCUUCAAUAACAUAGGAAAGGAUCUCCAGGAAUAAAGGGAAGGAUCUCCAGGAAUAAAGGGAAAGAUCUUCAGGAGCAGAGGAAGAAUCAACAGUAACAGAAGAAAGGAUCUCCAGGAUCCUCUCAGGAGCAGGGGAAGGACCCCCAGUGGUGUAUGGGAGUAGAGUGAAGGAGGUGGUUGAAGGAUCCAUCAGGAUGCUGGCGGUGCUGAUCUUCGACCAGCUUAAUGAUGUGGUGUACCUGCGUUGUGAUCACAAGUUUGUCAGACAUGUGUGUACCCUGGCAGCCUCACAGGGGCUCCUCCCUCACCAUCUUGACCCACAUCAGGUAAACCAAUUCUUGCACAUGAACAUUGCCUUUGAUUUAAUAAUGUUCAGUGUGUUUGUUUACAGAAAGCAUAACCAAUGUUUAUGUAUUUCAAACAUUUGUUUGUUUCAGUAUGCUGGGUAUUUGUUUGUUGGAGUUGGUCAUCAAGAAGAAUCUCACAUACAGAGGAUAAUUAGCAUAACUAUUCGCAUUGUGCAGCUCAUUGUUGGACCCUGUGUCUCUAUACUGAAGAAGAGUGAAGAGAAGAGUACUUUGCUCAAUGGUUUGCUGGAGGUAUGGCAGACUUUAUAUGCAAAAGAGCAGAGUUAUUUAGUGGAAGCAGUUGAAAGGUUGGUUGUUAAUGCUGAGCUUUCUGCUGCAGCUGUCAAGGCCUUGGCUGCUGUGCUUGACAAACUCAAACCUGCCAACAAUCUCACUCCAUGCCAUGCUCUGUUCUUUGUCAGAAAUAAGUUGCUGGCAUUAUAUUCAAGUCGAAGUGCUCAGGAACUGAGUGCAUCUGAUGUUCUGUUUCUGAACAUGUUGGUUGAAGCAAGCCAAGUGAAAGAUGCUGACUUUAUGGAAGACAUCAGUCUCAAGAAGACUCCUGAGACUCCUGAUGAGAAGAAGGAAGAUGAUGGUAUUGAGUUGGACAGUAGUGAUUCUGGGGAGUUUUAUAGUAUUCCUACCACACCGUCGCUUGGCAGGAAUAACGGCCGCGUAGAUGAUGAGUCAGAAGGGAAGAUUCGCAGCUGUGUUCUGUUGCUGCGCACAGAACUGUGCCAGUUGACUCCACAUCUGGUACAUUAUGAAACUCUCUCUGAUGGAUUGUCAUUGGUAAUUGUAUCUGAGGUGAACAGAUACAGACAGAGUAUAAGCAAGAUAACAUUUAUGAAUGGAUUCAAGGAAACUACUCACUGGAAAAUUAUGGCCCGGGGGAAAAUUAGUCUUGGAGCCUACACUGCAUUAAGGAAAUCUCAAGUUUUAUAAAAACGUUUUCCAAAGGGAAAGACGCAGACCGUAUUGAAAGGCCCACAACAGGUUCAGUUUCGAUGGGAGAAUAUUAAAAAAAGUGGUCUUGAGGAAUGGUUACGAAAUGGAGGAGAUGUGGAAGUUCCAACACGUGUGGAUGCAUCCCUCACUUCUCUAAUAGACACAGCUCGGUCAGCAUGGCGUGUUGCUUGCCUUGGAGUUAGCACAGCUACCGCUGCUCCAUUAGUGGAAUCUGCAGUAGCUAUGACUGCAGAACGUAUGGCUGAUUAUUGCCAUUUCCUGGAGGUAAAAGCUUUGAGGAACAUGACAUUGGGUUGUCGCUCUGGGCUUACAAUCAAUAAGUAUUUAGAAGAAUUUCCAGGGUUAGUUCAUUUUCUAUAUGUGGACCGUUCAAGCCAUCAGCUAACAUCACCUACGCUCGUGACAGAUGAAUCAGGUGAAUUGACUAAAGACUCAAAUUCUUCAGCAAAUUGUGUUAGAGCACUUACAAUUGCAAGAGUGUGGUCCAUGGUUGAGUUUGCACGUGCACACUUAACUGAAGGUCAUCUGUCUCUAAUGUGGAAGGAUACUACUUUCAGUUAUGCAUAUUUCCUUUGGUUUGAAGACAGUAGUGGAAACCCUCUAAAGCCUGGUGAAUUACACAGCAGUAUAAUUGAGACUCUUCCCUUACCUGGUGUACUCUGUGAAGACUUUUACAGAUCUCUCUGUAUUCAGGCAUUCCCAGGUAUGGAUCCAAAUCGGAUACGUGUUUAUGAGCUGUUUUGUGUUCAUCUUGGCCUAGCCACCUCACCUUGUGUACUUGAACACACUCGACGUCUUGCUGCCACAAUAUGGGAGGUUACUGGACCAAUCGAUGCUAAUCCAGCAGACUUGCUGUAGUAUCACUUCCACCUAAAAUUAAAAUAAAUCCAUAAUUUUUUAUUCGUAUUGAUUACUGGGCAUCUGCUUUAUUUUUAUUUUAUUCCUCUAGAUGCUACAGGUAGGCCCUGGUUAACGGAAUUAUGGUCUUGGGGAACUGCCAACUGCAUCCAGGUUAAUCGAUAUGUCAUCUCCUUGAAACCAAUAAACUACACAUUCUUUUAAGCAGAAAAAUAUUCAACUGUACAAAAGUAUGUACAUAUUAAGAACCCCAUUACAUGAACAUUCAUUUUAUCUUGCAAUUAAACAUCUUUGAGUUGCAUGAGAGAAGGGGCAGAGGGUAAAGGGAAGAAAGGGAGGAAUAGGGUAGGAGAAAGAAAGGAGAGAAAGUGUGAGGGGUAGGGGAGGACAGACUGAUAUUCAUCAUAGGCAGUAAUGUUACGGAAUACCACUGUGUGUGCAUGUGCAUACAUGCACAAGUGUGCAGCACCCAUAUCUUGUCAGCAGAUAACAUCUGUGCAGCUCUGUUGUUUGUAGGUUGCUUGACAUUUUUGUUGCUAAAUGGAGAGAAUGAGAGAAAAUGAGGAUGAGAAAUAGUGAUAGAAAAAAAUAAGAAAAUGUGAGAAGCACAAAAUUCAUUAUAUACUAUAGAUUAUACAUUUUUAUAAGAUAAUUGUCUUCUCUUAACCUCUAAACCACUUCGUUCUUUAGCAUUAACUUCUUAGAACUCAUCUUAGAUGGUGUUAAAUGCAAUAAAAAUUUUUUUUUUAUGUAUUUCUUUGAGGCAAACAGUUAAAAAUUACAGUAUUCAUAAUAAAUGAUAAGAUGCACAAACAACCUGCAUAUAGGAGAGAGGAGCUCAUGACGACAUUUCUGUCCAACUUGGACCAUUUACAAAGUCAUGGUAUUGUGCCUUUUUUGUUAUAAAUAAGAUGGGAAGUUAGGAAGGCAACCCAACACUGCUCACUUUUGUCUUGCCAAAAUUUGAUAUUUAAAUUUCAGUCUUUCCAUUAUAUAAAACAGGAAGAAACAUUUAGAAAUUUGCAAAUAAUUUUUGUAGAUUUGUUUCCUUCAGCACUUGCUGACCCAUAAUUAAACUGAGUACAUCUAAUGUUUCAUAUAAAAUGCUCUACUCAAUGACUAGCAUUUGCUCUCUUCAUGUCCUAACCAAAAUAAAGUUUGAAAAGAAUAAUGCUAGAAUGAUGAACUGGAGGCCCUUAUCUUAUGUGCUAAUUCAGAGAGAUCCACUCAAGAUGUGGUGCGGUAUGUCUCGAGGGCACGGAUCAUAGUUCCUUUAUGCUUGCACUAAAUAGCAUCCUGCUAUUGUUUUAAAGCCCCCAUCCUUUUUCUCUAGUAUUGUGUUUUAUGCCUCACUAAUGUUUGUUUUGCUUUUCCUGCACUACCAUAGCUAGAAUAAUUGAAUCCAUACCUUAAGUCCUCUUAACUGGAAGUACCUUCUGUAGCACACUGUGUUUCAGACUGGUAAUUAUUAGUCUGAAGAGAAUAAUAUGAAAAUUGCCACUACAUUCUCCAGUACAAAUGCUCACAACUAAAAUAAUCUAAUGCUGUAUCUUUGGACGAAGCUACCGUACAUCUUUGAUAAGUGUUGUAAUCUCUCUGAAGCGACUUGCUGUUUGGGGCCUGGUGGCACAACAUCGGUAACAUUGAUUUUUUUUUUUUAAACACCCUGGUCAUCUCCAGCCAAGGUAAAACUGACCGAUCAUUUUCACCAUCACUUGUUCAGUCACUGUCUUUUCAGAAGCAUGCUGACAUCACAGCUCUGAUGACUCUCUGAACUGCUACAUCCCUGCCCCACUAUAUCUAAAACUUGUUUUUGGUAAAGGAUAGUUUAGUUAAUUUGUUGGCUGUUAAAUGGAGUUUGCCUGUACUGUGCUUAUUUUGUAUAUACUUGUUGCUAUGCUAAUAUUCUUCCUGCUUACAUUAUGGUACAGUAGAACCUCUGUAUUUGGAAUUAAUUCCUUCCUGAGAGUGUUCUGAAUAUUGAAUUUUGUCAAUAUUGGAUCAGUUUUUUCCAUGGGAUAUAAUGUAAAUUGGAUUAAUUCAUUCCAGAAAUGUACAAGCAAAAAAUCAUACAUGAUCCCUGCAAGAAUUUUAACCCAUGUUGCCACAUUAGCACUUUUUAUUGCGCUUUUAUUUUUUAUAAUAAAAGCGGUAGAUGUUGACAUGCCAUAUUUCUUGGCUAGGUCAACAAGAUGUAUUCCAUUUUCAUGUUUUGAAAUAAGUUCCUGUUUUUUUUUAGUUCAUUGGUGGUUCUUACAGUUUUCUUUAUUUUUUCUUCACUAUUCUUGUUCAGGGCCAUGAUCACUUAUUUUCAGUAAUAAAAUUAAAAUAACAUAAAUUUAUACAAAAAAAUAACAGCUGAAUCACAAGAGCUCAAAAACAUGCAUCAUUCCAAAUAGUGACAUUUGUGUAUAUCAGUACUAUUUUUUUCCCUCAAUUUUUUUUUCCAAAUACAGUGUACUGGAUUUUAUGAAUAAAGGUGCAUCCGAAUACAGAGGUUCUACUGUACUUGUAUUGGUGAACUAUUCUAAUUUUUAUUGCAUAAAAUUUUACACUUGCUUCACUUCAGCCAGAUAUAUAACCUGGACAGUAAUGAUGCAACAGUCAUUCACUAUUUAUUAUUUUAACUUCAAUUUUCCCAUAAAUAUUUAUCCUUUACUUUGCAAUAGCUUUUAAAAUUUUGUUCUCUAGUAAUUGAUACACGAGAAGGGGUCACUAGCUCAUUGCUCAUGACAUUUUAGAUGCCUUCUACGACACACAUGGCUUACAGAGGAAGAAUUCUAAUUCACCUCAUGGAACUGAAAGAGAGUACAGUGCCUACACUCAGAAGGUGGGGUGGAUAUGUUGCAUUUCAUAGACUCAUUUGAACUGUGAUGGCUGCACACUUCUGACACAACAGCUGUUGAAUAUUUUUCUUUUCACUACUUUGGCAAGAAACAGUGUUAAAAAAUUAAACCAUUGGGCAGUGCUUGUUUUUGAGCAUAUGCUUUUAAAAGUACAAGUUUUGUACAUUGAAACCACAUUAUUUUAUAGCACAAAAUUAUCUUGACAAAAUAUGGCUGAGCUUUAGUGAAAAUAAUUUUGCCCUCUGUUCUGGCAACACUAAAAUUUUUUUGCAAGCUUUAACCAAACAAAUUAUUAGUUGGAAACUUAUUGACUAUUUUCUGGGAGUUAAUCUUCCCAAAUGAUGUUUGAUAUUUGUGUUUCUCUAUUCCACCUCAUAACUACACAUUACCAGUGGUACUUGAGAUGAUUGUUAGCAGUACUGCUAGUAAAUGCAAACCAUGAAUCUGUAAUGAUUCUCAAGGAAAUAUUAAUGUUACAGGAGCUCCUCAUAGACUUGGUAUGAGAAUAUAACAUGAAUACUGUGUGCAUUUGUAGGUCUCUGAUGAUCCCACCUGUAAUGCAGACUAACGAUUUCUUAAGAGAUCUGUUAAAUCAGCUGGGACUCCUCCUUUUCUGCCAGUGCUCUUCCAUUAACACCACCUCUUACCUUCAGAUCUGCCAUUUUGCACUGAAUGACCCUUAUAGGUUUAGCACUUUGGAUGAAUAUAAUUACUGAUUUAAAUCUUCUUUCUUCUUUCAACACACCGGCCGUAUCCCACCGAGGCGGGGUGGCCCAAAAGGAAAAACGAAAGUUUCUCCUUUUACAUUUAGUAAUAUAUACAGGAGAAGGGGUUACUAGCUCCUUGCUCCCGGCAUUUUAGUCGCCUCUUACAACACGCAUGGCUUACGGAGGAAGAAUUCUGUUCCACUUCCCCAUGGAGGUAAGAGGAAAUAAACAAGAACAAGAACUAGAAAGAAAAUAGAAGAAAACCCAAAGGGGUGUGUAUAUAUAUGCUUGUACAUGUAUGUGUAGUGUGACCUAAGUGUAAGUAGAAGUAGCAAGACAUACCUGAAAUCUUGCAUGUGUAUGAGACAGAUAAAAAAAAGACACCAGCAAUCUUACCAUCGUGUAAAACAAUUACAGGCUUCAGCUUUACACUCACUUGGCAGGACGGUAGUACCUCCCUGGGCGGUUGCUGUCUACCAACCUACUACCUAGAACUGAUUUAAAUAUAGAUGUAAAAUGAAAAAAAAAAUAGGAAAAUCUAAAUGUACUGUGCACUGCUAAUGGCAAUGAAUUAAUACAAAUAUUAGUUUGAGAUUUGUGCAGUUUAAUGAAACAAAAGUUGUAAGGAUUUGUGUUAUAUCAGCUGUGGGUGGACAUGCUACAAGAAUGUAAGUAAAUGCUGUGAAGAGUACAGUACAGUACAGUAGGGUCCUGACUUACAACAUUCUGAGUUAUGAUGUGUUGCACUUACAGGGUGUUUUCAUUGCUCGUUAUCAACCGUAAAGUUAAUAAUUAUCUGUACAUGAUCUGGGUCACUUUUCUUCACAGUACAUGAUCUGGGCCACUUUCCUUCAUGGUACAUGAUUGACACUUGGAGCCAUUAAUUAUAGUACUUACAAAUACUGUUCUUCAACAGUAACAAUAAUAAUUUGGUACUUAAUCAUUCUUGUGUGAUCGUUCUUUCAGGAAACUCAUAAUAGCUCACACAUCAAAUUAUACAUAUAGCCAUGUUAAAAAAGAUUACUGAAGUUUAUAUUCACAAGUGACAGUAGUUUGGAUUAUCAGGAUUGUUAGCUCAUAGAAAUGCCCUUUCAAUGAAGACUUAGAAGCAUGAACAGAUUAGAUUCAUGACUUAACAGGAAUCUUAUGGCUCAAGAAUGCAUUUAUGCUUAUACUAUGAGGGUGUUGGGGAAAGUAGGUUAAGAGGUCUGAGCACUGAUUUGGGAAAAUUUUUAAGGAAUACAUUAAUGUUGUUGUCUGGGGAAAAGGGUGAGUGGUGCACUUAGGAGUCUGUGGAGACAAAGAACUUUGUCCUUGGAGGCAAAGAGGGGAAUGUAUGAGAGUAUAGUUUUACCAACACUCUUAUAUGGGUGUGAAGCAUGGGUGAUGAAUGUUGCAGCGAGGAGAAGGCUGGAGGCAGUGGAGAUGUCACAUCUGAGGGCAAUGUGUGGUGUGAAUAUAAUGCAGAGAAUUCGUAGUUUGAAAGUUAGGAGGAGGUGCUGGAUUACCAAAACUGUUGUCCAGAGGGCUGAGGAAGGGUUGUUGAGGUGGUUCGGACAUGUAGAGAGAAUGGAGCGAAACAGAAUGACUUCAAGAGUGUAUCAGUCUGUAGUGGAAGGAAGGCGGGGUAGGGGUCGGCCUAGGAAAGGUUGAAGGGAGGGGGUAAAGGAGGUUUUGUGUGCGAGGGGCUUGGACUUCCAGCAGGCGUGCGUGAGCGUGUUUGAUAGGAGUGAAUGGAGACGAAUGGUUUUUAAUACUUGACUUGCUGUUGGAGUGUGAGCAAAGUAACAUUUAUGAAGGGGUUCAGGGAAACCGGCAGGCCGGACUUGAGUCCUGGAGAUGGGAAGUACAGUGCCUGCACUCUGAAGGAGGGGUGUUAAUGUUGCAGUUUAAAAACUGUAGUGUAAAGCACCCUUCUGGCAAGACAGUGAUGGAGUGAAUGAUGGUGAAAGUUUUUCUUUUUCGGGCCACCCUGCCUUGGUGGGAAUCGGCCAGUGUGAUAAUAAAAAAAUAAUAAUAAAUGGAAAAUAUGAGCAUGUUUACUGUAAGUGACCUAAUGAUAAAGAUUAAUGUAUAUCAGUGAAGUUCUGUAAAACAAGUUACUGAAUGAAAUAGAAUUACCUUUUAAAUUGCCUUGAAAAUUGUAUUGCUAGAUACAGUGUAACCUUGGUACUUGAACUUAAUUCAUUCCAAUAGGCUGUUUGAGUUCCAGUCCAUUUGAGUAUUGAAUAAAUUCUUCCCAACCAAUUUUCUUUUUGUUGGCAGUUAUCACUAGUCUUUGUAGGCCCCAUGGUGACUUAUUUAUACAAAUAUAAAAAAACACACCAAACAAUGCAAAGAAACACGAAAUAGUUUACAGCGAAGUUCUGGCAGGUUGUGUUUGUUUGGUUGAGUGCUGAACUUUGUUUGAGUAGGGAGCUGUUCGAGUACCAAGGUUCCACUGUAUAUUGCUCGAGUUUGUAUGGUAAGAAAAUUAUUAAUUUUGAAUUAAAACUAACUCGGCAACCUGACUAAAUUUACUAUAAUAAAAUGUUUCAUAGGCUACUGCAGCUUUAAGGUUAGCCUAAGUUUAGUUAUGGUAGUAUUAUUUAGCAUCAACAAAAUAAAUUGUGUUGAUGCUGAGUAAUAUUGGGUUGAAUUUUGUGUAGUAUUGUAACAAAUGUACACUUGGCCUAGUUUGGCAAAGCAUUAAUUUCAAAAUAUGCUUUUAUGCAGAACUUGCUAAAGAGCUUGACAUAUACUGUACCAUGUACUAUAUAUUUUUUUAUAUAACACUUUGGCCAUCUCCCACCGAGGCAGGGUGACCCAAAAAGGAAGGCCCAAAAAGAAGGGAAAAACUUUCAUCAUUCAGCACUGUCACCGUCACUCAUACAUAAUCACAGUCUCUGCAGAGGUGCUUAGAUACAACAGGUUAGAUGUCCCUCCAAACUGUCAAUAUCGCAAACCCCUCCUUUAAAGUGCAGGACUCUAGUCCAGCCAGCCGGUUUCCCUGAAUCCCUUCAUAAAUGUUACCUUGCUUACACUCCCACAGCUUGUCAGGUCCCAAAAACCAUUUGUCUCCAUUCACUCCUAUCUAACACACUCACACAUGCUUGCAAAUGAUCACAGUAAAAAAGAAUAGUGCACUUGUAUGUAUUCACACAUCUUCAGAGGGACUAGAAAAGAGAAAUGUGUAUGUUUACUAUAUCCAUGUACUUCACCCCCAGAGAGUGAGGUACAUGGCUUAUAUCUAACCUCAACAACAUGCUUGUACAACCAAGGGCUGAUGGUCAUACUGCCCCUUUCUGUGUGUCUGAUUAUAGGUUACAACAGAAAGGUAUUUGACUAUUAAUGAAGGAAGACUAAACAGUGAAAGCAUUGUAAUUAGACAAGCAAGUCUGCAUGACCAAGCAGGGUAUCUUCCCCCCCCUAACCCACCAUAACCCUUUCUUCAAAAACAAAAACCUAAUUAUGCUUAGAAAUUUUUAAACUUCACUUUUUAAUUAAUAUUGGGAUCAUUUAUUUUAUUGGGUGUAUACACAUUGUGCUGAGGCAUCUACAUGUCAUAUUGCAAGAGAUUAUCUUAAAUAAUUUGUGAGAUAUCAGAAUGUUAAUAAAAAAAAAAUUCAUAAUUUGAAGAUCUGAACCUAAUUUUUCAGUGAUAUUAUGCAGAGCAUCAUGUGGGAUCAUUGUAGUGGUGUAGUGUAUCUAUUGCUCUAGAAGGCUCAGAAUGACACAUUUAACCUUUGUUUUACUAAUACACUAUACAUAUGCACUGAAAACAGAUUCAUUUGGAAAAGCAUUCUCAAGGUAUCACAAAGCAAAGGAUUAACCCUUUGAGGGUUUUGGUCGUACUAGUACGUCUUACGCGUAGGGGUUUUUGACGUACUAGUACGCAUAAAUUCUAGCGGCCUCAAAUCUAGUGGGAGAAAGCUGGUAGGCCUUCAUAUGAAAGAAUGGGUCUAUGUGGUCAGUGUGCACAGUCUAAAAAAAAUCCUGCAGCACACAGUGCAUAAUGAGAAAAAAAACUGACCAUUUUUUUGGAAUAAAUCAGCGACUUUGCAGUGUAUUUUCGUAUGGUAUUUAUUGUUGUAUUCUAGUUUUCUUGGUCUCAUUUUAUAGAAUGGAAGACAUGUUACAGAAAUUGAGAUGAUUUUGACUGGUUUUACAAUGAAAGGUGCCUUGAAAUUGAGCUCAAAGUAGCAGAAAUGUUCGAUUUUUACCAAACUUCAAAAGUAAACAAAUCGUGCCAAGCAUGCAAUACACGUCAACUGGUGAGUCUAAUAUUCUUUCACAAGUGCACCAAUAAUAUUUAUACCAUUUUUUCCACUAAUGCAGUAGUCUGCAUAACAGUAAAUCUUAUAUUUUUUGUGAGAAUAAAAAUUCAAAGUGAAAGCAAAAGAAUAUAAGAGGGCCUUGAGACGUGACUAAUGACUAGAGGAAAUGUCAUUUUAGUGCCAGGAAUGUCUUUCUUGUUUAUUCCGGACCCUAUUCGGAAAUUGGCAUCUUUUGAAAUUUGUGUGAAAUUGGCAAAAUUGCUAAAUUCUGACCACUGUACUGGAUAGUUGAAUUUCAUAAAUGGGUGGUUUCUUGCACCCAUUCGAUAGAAAAAAUGGAGUUCUAGCGAAAUAUUCAUGUUUUUUGUCGACUAGUACAGUGAAAUUGGCCGAAAAUGGGGCUCAAAGUGGGCAAAAUCGCCGAUGCAUAAACAUCACCGAGACCGCUAACUUUGCGAGAGCAUAAUUCCGUAAGUUUUCUAUCAAAUUUCAAACUUUUGGUGUCUUUAUGAUCGGGAAAAGAUUCUCUAUCUUUUCAUAAGAGAAAAUAAUUUUUUUUUUUUUAAAUUUGGCCGACCCUGAGAACGAGUUUCGGAGAGGGCCUGUCGACCCUCAAAGGGUUAAACAAUAAAAUACUCAGUGAGCCACUCUGUGUUAUAUAUUCUUUAGGGUAUACUUCUUCUUUCUUUCAAAACACCGGCUGUAUCCCACCGAGGCGGGGUGGCCCAAAAGGAAAAACGAAAGUUUCUCCUUUUACCUUUAGUAAUAUAUACAGGAGAAGAGGUUACUAGCCCCUUGCUCCCGGCAUUUUUGUUGCCUCUUACAACACGCAUGGCUUACGGAGGAAGAAUUCUGUUCCACUUCCCCAUGGAGAUAAGAGGAAAUAAACAAGAAUAAGAACUAGAAAGAAAAUAGAAGAAAACCCAGAGGGGUGUGUACAGUGGACCCCCGCAUACCGUUGGCAUCACAUAACGAUUAAUCCGCAUACCGCUUGCUUUAAUCGCAAAAAUUUUGCCUCGCAUACCGCUUAAAAACCCGCUCACCGCUGUUCGUCCGAGACGCGUCCAAUGUGCGCCCUCAGCCAGCCUCACAUGUGCCGCCCGUGCCAUUGUUUACCAGCCAGCCUCCGCGGUAACAUCCAAGCAUACAAUCGGAACAUUUCGUAUUAUUACAUUGUUUUCGGUGCUUUAUCUGGAAAAUAAGUGACCAUGGGCCCCAAGAAAGCUUCUAGUGCCAACCCUACAGCAAUAAGGGUGAGAAUUACAAUAGAGAUGAAGAAAAAGAUCAUUGAUAAGUAUGAAAGUGGAGUGCGUGUCUCCGAGCUGGCCAGGUUGUAUAAUAAACCCCAAUCAACCAUCGCUACUAUUGGUGGUACAGCUGCUGCUGCUGCUGCACUGUCAGCUGCUGCUGCUGCUGUAGCAUCGUCUGCUGCUGCUGUAGCAUCGUCUGCUGCUGUUGUAGCAUCGUCUGCUGCUGCUGUAGCACUGUCAGCUGCUGCUGCUGCUGUAGCAUCGUCUGCUGCUGCUGUAGCAUCGUCUGCUGCUGCUGUAGCAUCGUCUGCUGCUGCUGUAGCAUCGUCUGCUGCUGCUGUAGCACUGUUGUUGGUGUGGCUUAUUGAGAAUAUACCAAGAAACAAUUAACCCCAGAGGAUUUGCCACCCAGGAUAACCCAAAAAAGUCAGUGUCAUCGAAGACUGUCUAACUUAUUUCCAUUGGGGUCCUUAAUCUUGUCUCCCAGGAUGCAACCCACACCAGUCGACUAACACCCAGGUGAA